AUGAAAAGCACACCUCUGAUUAUCAAUUGGCAUGACCAGAACGCCCCAGUCUAUUCCGCACAUUUCGAGCAGUCAGGCAAGGGGCGGCUGGCUACGGCUGGAGGGGACAACAACGUCAGGAUAUGGAAAGUCGAGGGCAACGGCGAGGAUCGCAAGGUCGAGUACCUGUCCACCUUGUCCAAGCACACACAGGCAGUCAACGUCGUACGAUGGUCACCCAAGGGGGAUAUGCUCGCAUCCGCGGGUGACGACGGCAAUGUCAUCCUCUGGGUGCCCGCCGAGCACCAUGCCGGUCCAGCAUUCGGCAACGAGGGCCUCGAGGACAAGGAGACAUGGCGAACCAAACACAUGUGCCGCUCGAGUGGCUCCGAGAUAUACGACUUGGCAUGGUCGCCCGACGGUACAUACUUUAUCAUCGGCAGCAUGGACAACAUCACGCGCAUCUACAACGCCAGCUCCGGCGUCUUGAUACGCCAAAUCGCCGAGCAUAGCCACUACGUGCAAGGCGUGACGUGGGACCCCUUGAACGAGUUCGUCGCCACACAGUCGUCAGAUCGAUCUGUUCACGUCUAUUCUCUCAAAACGAAGGACGGACAGUACACUCUAAGCGGUUCACACGACGACAAACCAUCCAAAAUCGCGAGCCACAACAAGAGUGAACUGCCGCCACGGCGCAUCUCAUCCAGCAGUCCGGCGCCUCCCGAGUUCGGCUUCCGCUCCACCUACCUGGCCGUCGAUGGCACUGCUGGCUCUCCCGUGCCAUCUGCUCCCGGGACGCCGACCUCCAUUGCGCUUCCCAUGAACCCGCCCAGCGUCAUCAGCCACAGCCGGCGAUCUUCCUUCUCUUCCUCGGCAAGGAGGUCUCCCUCCCCCGCACCGUCCAUGCCUCUGCCGGCUGUCAUGCCGAUGGAACCGUCUCCGAAGCCACAUGCCUCUGCGAACCCGAGCCAUGGUACCAAGAACGCCAGCCUGUAUGCGAACGAGACGCUGACAUCCUUCUUCCGGCGGUUGACCUUCACCCCCGACGGCAGCCUGCUCUUGACGCCCGCAGGGCAGUAUCAAAGCCAGCACGUCGCCGACGCCAAAUCUACCUACGAAGUCACGAACACAGUCUACAUUUACAGCAGGGGCGGCAUCAACAAGGCCCCGGUUGCCCAUUUGCCAGGCCACAAGAAGCCGUCGGUGGUCGUCAAGUGCUCACCCAUCUUUUACACCAUGCGAACGGCGCCUGUAGUAACGAAAAACAUCACCAUUGACACGUCGUCGGCAGAAGAACCCAUUCCGGCUUUGCCAGAGCCCGUUUCCAAACAGUCUCCUGGAUCAUCCGUCAUGGACCCGCCGCCGCCACCUGGGUCAUCCUCAGAACAGCAGGCAUCGAGUGCGACACAGGUCAGGCCGAGCACGGAAUGCCCUGUAGCAGCACCCGGGCCAAAGGCUGCCUUCGCCCUGCCUUAUCGUAUGAUUUACGCCGUCGGCACACAAGACUCCGUUCUGCUCUAUGAUACGCAGCAACAGACGCCCAUCUGUGUCGUCAGUAACCUUCACUUGGCGACGUUCACAGAUUUGGCCUGGUCAAGUGACGGUCUGACGCUGCUCAUCACUUCAUCUGACGGAUUUUGUUCCACUCUCUCAUUUUCCCCUGGGGAGCUCGGCCAAGUCUAUCAGGGCGAGGUGCCGACGGCGAAGAAUCCUGUGCUAGGCGCCACUCCUUCAUCAAACCAGAACACACCCGUGCCGACGCCUACCUCGGUCUUCGCUCCACCAUCACCUUUCCCCAACAAUGGUCUGCCACAACAGCAGCGGACUUCGGCGGGCGCAAUGACAGCGCCAUCCCCGCCGUCUCAUGCAGGCUUUGCCAAUCCUCCUCCUCAGUCACCCGCUCGGUCAAACUCGACAUCGUCUGUCGCCACGCAAUCGUCUGCGGCCCAGCCAGGGGUUACGACGAAUCCGUCCCUGAUCGUUGGCAGUAUGCCCAGUAUCACAGCGACCAACUCGGGUAAGAUUACGGGGGUGCCACUGACGACGCCGCCCGAAACUCCCAGCACAGCUGCCACGCAGCCCAGUGGUGUCAAGCGGGAAGCCAGCGACGGGGACAAGGACGGAAGCCAGCCCAAGAAGAGACGAAUCGCCCCCACGCUUGUUGAGGAGAAGAAGCCUUGA
Molecule: messenger RNA, 2160 nt
Organism: Verticillium dahliae VdLs.17
Lineage: Eukaryota; Fungi; Ascomycota; Sordariomycetes; Glomerellales; Plectosphaerellaceae
Product: chromatin assembly factor 1 subunit B
Exons: 4
Coding region: 1-2160 (719 amino acids)
Biological process (GO): nucleosome assembly; DNA replication-dependent chromatin assembly; carbohydrate metabolic process
Cellular component (GO): nucleus; CAF-1 complex
Molecular function (GO): protein binding
Source: RefSeq, a predicted model, not a curated record